AUGAUGCGGCAAUUGUUACGAGAGUUUUGGGAAACAGCGAAUCCCUACACACAGUACUUGGAGGAAAUGACACCAGAAGAAAAAGAAAAACAAGAAAGUUUUGAGUCAUUUGAUUAUUACAAACCUUAUCCGUCUAUGUACAUGAAGCACUUACGACAACAUUAUGCUGAACAUUCUGUAGAGUCCACUGUUGUUGCUGAGCAACCGGCACAGGAAGUAUUAGCAGAAGUUGAAAAUGGAUUACCACACUACUUUGAGGGAGCCCGAAUGAAUGUAUUGGAUGCUGUUAAGAAUUAUGAUGCUGAUGAACGAAACGAAGCGUUACGUUGGUUUCUACAUGUUCUCAUUGCUAUUUUUGUAGGUAUAGUAGCUAUGGUUAUUUCAUUCGCGGUAGAAUAUAUGGAAGAGUAUAGAGCUGAAAAACUUGACGCUAUGAUUACUAAACAUCACGUGAUGGGUCGAUUUAUGGGAUUCUUUUUCUUUAUUGGUGUUUCAUUAGCACUUGUAGCCAUUGCAACACUUGUUGUGGUAUUAUUUGAACCAGCCGCAUCGGGUGGUGGAAUACCAGACGUUAUUGCAUACCUCAACGGUGUACAGAUGCGAAAGGCGAUGAAUGUUCGUACAUUCUUUGCAAAAGGUAUUUCCUGUAUGUGUGCGGUGGCCGGUGGUCUGCCGGUGGGACUUGAGGCCCCACUCAUUCAUCUUGGAGCCAUCACUGGAGCGGGAGUCACGCAAGGGCGAAGUCGUACACUUGGAUGUCAGACGAAACUAUUUCAUGCAUUUCGAAACAAUAAGGAUCGACGAGAUUUCAUUACAGCAGGCGCUGCAUGUGGUGUGAGUGCAGCCUUUGGAGCACCAAUAGGUGGAUUACUCUUCGUAAUGGAGGAAGUAUCAAGUUUUUGGGAUCAUAGUGCAAGUGGACAGAUUUUUCUUGCUACUAUGAUUUGUUUUACAACUAUUAGUAUGUUUCGUUCUUUAAUGGAAGAUCAACGAUUAUUAGGAUGGGUAUCAAACGCUGUUUCAGUUCUUUUUGAAGUAAAUUUGACAAUUCCACUUAAUUUACUAUCUAUUGUACCAUCUUUUUUUCUUGGAAUCCUCUGUGGAGCACUUGCAGCUGUAUUUACUAAAGUAAAUCUCAUGUUGGUAAAAUAUCGUCGAAAAUAUUUACGACCAUUUUUACUUCGUCGUUUCCUUGAACCACUUGUUAUAGUAGCAAUAUAUGGUACAUUGUCAUAUAUACUUGCUUUAGUACCUGAUUGCAGGCCAAAGUAUGGGAUGGACAGUUCAAAUGAUACAUUGGUAUGGGGUACUGAAAAUCGAACACGAUUGUUUACAGCGACUUGUUUAAAUAACGAAUCAUAUGCUCCUCUGGCAACCUUGACAAUGGGAACUGGGAAAGACACUAUACGUCAUCUUUUUUCACGGCAAACAAUUGGUGAAUUUCCUGCAGGGUAUAUAUUUCUAUUUCUCAUACUUUAUACUUUGUUUGCAUGUUGGUCAAAUGGAACAUCAGUUUCUGGUGGAUUAGUAGUACCAAGUCUCGUUAUAGGAGCCGCAUUUGGUCGUCUCUAUGGUCAAUUUUUGUGGUUUUUGACAGUUCGUGGAGCUGGUGCUGAACGUAGUUACUGGGCAUCACAGGCAUGGUUGGAUCCUGGAGUUUUUGCACUCAUUGGUGCUGGGGCUUUUCUUUCAGGAACUUCACGAAUGACUAUGUCUAUAUGUGUUAUCAUGGUGGAGUUAUCAUCAGAACUUCAUUACUUACUUCCUGUGAUGGUUGCUAUUGUAAUGUCAAAGACGGUGGCAGAUCUUAUUAGUGAACCACUCUAUCAUCAGAUGCUUCGUCUUGAUUCAGUACCUUAUCUACAGGCACAUUUGUUACGACCAGAGUUUGAACAAUUAACAGCAGCGGAUGUAAUGGCCUCAGAUGUAGUGACACUUCGAUUGCGAGAGAAAACAUCUGUUGUAAUGGAGGCACUACGACAAACUGCGCACCACGCUUUCCCGGUAGUGGAAGCAGUAGAUGAGAGAAAAACACAAUCUGAUGGAAUCCUUCAUACAGGGAAUUGUGGAGAAGGAGGAGUGGGAGUAGGAGAAGACGGGCAAGAUCGUGUACGUUACAAAUUUGUUGGACUAGUCACACGUGAAGAUGUACAGAUUUAUCUUACUCUCCCCACAUUAUAUAGUACCAAUACCCAGAGUACUGUACCUAGUUCUCAAACUGAUGGUUUGGGUGGAAAUCUUUCUCCUGGUGUACUUGCAACUAACAAAAUGACAUGGACGGAGUGGUUAACGCACAAAACGUCUCUAUUCUUUGUUCUGGGGGACAGAAGAUGGUCAGAGCUCUGGGCACGUUCUAAUCACAGUGAAGGACACACAGGGGGUGUGGAUCACAAUAACACCAGUCUCCAUAGUAUUAGUUCUAGAAUUGACAAUGAUAACUUGUUCCUUUUAGAUGAGAGUCGUUUACCACCGGUACUUGAUUUUUCUCUAAUUGUAAACCGUAGCCCAUGGGUAAUUCCUCCAUUCUUUAAUCUACAAAUGGCGUAUCAUACUUUUCGAAUGAUGGGAUUACGUCACAUGGUCGUUGUAGAUGGUGACGCCGUAGUGGGAAUUAUUACACGAAAGGAUCUCCUCGUUGAUACGUUGCGACGACGAGUGAGAGAACUCCACCCGGUGAGUGAUGAUAACUUUGAUGAUAUGAAUCCCCCCUCGUUGAUGCCAUCAUUAUCUCAUAGUUAUCGCAGUAAUGGUCAUGCAUUACGUCCAUGGGGUGAACGUUUGCGGGAUUCACCAUCAACACAACCGGUACUACCACAGCAAGUGAUGGUUCCUGACCUUUUUACUGUCGACUUCCCCGAAGUGAAUCCGGUUGUGCCUCAUUAG
Molecule: messenger RNA, 2883 nt
Organism: Trypanosoma theileri
Lineage: Eukaryota; Euglenozoa; Kinetoplastea; Trypanosomatida; Trypanosomatidae
Product: chloride channel protein
Exons: 1
Coding region: 1-2883 (960 amino acids)
Biological process (GO): chloride transport; transmembrane transport
Cellular component (GO): membrane; intracellular membrane-bounded organelle
Molecular function (GO): voltage-gated chloride channel activity
Source: RefSeq, a predicted model, not a curated record